This is a messenger RNA of Nicotiana tabacum (common tobacco), 2490 nucleotides long. RefSeq names its product putative glycosyltransferase At3g07620. The record is from RefSeq and is a predicted model, not a curated record. Gene Ontology annotation, molecular function: glycosyltransferase activity. NCBI's taxonomy places the organism in Eukaryota, Viridiplantae, Streptophyta, Magnoliopsida, Solanales, Solanaceae.
UAUUGGAUAUAACUUAAUUAGCAAUAGCAUGGUCAAAACUGGCUACUUGUUAAAAUGCAUUGUCGGCACCAAAGAAUCUUCUUUCACCAUUAAUGCUUUCCACAGUUCUCUUCAGUUACUUAAAUCUCCAUAGCUGAGCUGGGGUCGUAUUUUUGUCUGAGUUAAGCUAAAGACGACCUAGAUAUGCUUCCCUUUCAGCUUCCUUAGAGGUGACUCUCUGCAAGCUGCUGGAUUUUGAUUCUGCAAAAUACUUUUUGGUAAUUCCAUAUGGGGAAUGGACUUCAAUUUCAAAGGUUAUGCUGUGUUUGGAGCGUUAAAUUGUUAUCAAUCUUUGGAAUUGUUAUUGCUGUUAUUGUGCUGCUAUCACAAUUACUUGCACUUCCAUUUGAGAAUUACAUAUCUGUUUUAUCAAAUGCUGGAAGCUCGACUAUUUGGCCAGAAAAAAAAUCGUAUGCAAAUUCAACAAUAGGCUUUCAUUUGAAUAUAAGUAUAUAUUCGAUACAACGGGAAAUAAAGAAUCAAUCGGCUCAGGUUUUGCAGCUUAAAUUACCUGCAGCUCCUCCAAUUGGUGAGGAGAGUGUGAUUUCAGAUACUGGUAAUUCAAUUUCAUCUGAUGUAGCCAAGAUGUCUGUACCAUUUAAUGAUAAAGGGUUGAUGAAAAAUCAGACAACGGAUGCGAAUCCUAAUUUGUUACGAGCUGCCGGUGCCUCUAUAAUGCAGAGUAAAAGAAGAAGAAGGCCGACAUCAAUUUCCUAUAUGAACUCUUUAGUGCUGCAGAAUUCUGUUAGUUUAGUGAGAUCACAAUGGCAUUCUGCACGUGAACUGGAACUCCGAAAUGCAAAGUUUCAGAUUGAAAAUUCUCCAAUAAAUAGAAACAUUCCAGAAGUUCAUGCAUCUAUCUUUCGAAAUUAUUCCAAGUUUACGAGGAGCUAUGAGCUAAUGGAACGCCUUCUUAAAGUUUAUGUUUAUAGGGAAGGGGAAAAACCAAUAUUCCAUCAGCCAUAUCAACGAGGUAUUUACGCUUCUGAAGGGUGGUUCAUGAAACUAAUGGAGAAAAACAAACAAUUUCUUGUGAAAGAUCCCAAAAGGGCUCACUUAUUUUAUUUGCCUUUUAGUUCUCUGAGGCUAAGAGAAGCUCUUUCAAAACAAAAUUUUACUCAUCAAAAAGAAUUGGAAAGUCAUCUCAGCAAUUACAUUGGAAGAAUUUCUAGAAAAUAUCAUUUCUGGAAUAGAAGCAGAGGAGCUGAUCAUUUUUUUGCUGCUUGUCAUGAUUGGGCACCCCGAAUCACGAGGAAGAGCAUGGAAACUUGUAUUAGAGCUCUCUGCAAUUCAAAUAUAGCUGGAGGCUUCAAGAUAGGGAAGGAUGUAUCUCUUCCAGUAACUUAUGUUCGUUCAGCUGAAAACCCGCUCAAUGAUCUGGGCGGAAAUCCUCCUUCAGCAAGACCUGUCCUUGCCUUUUUCGCUGGAGGAAUUCAUGGUUAUCUCCGUCCUAUCUUAUUGCAACAUUGGAGUGACAGAGAACCUGAUAUGAUGAUUUUUGGGCCUAUGCCUCGUGAUACUGAAGGUAAAGCUGAAUAUAGAAAACUUAUGAAAAGCAGCAAAUAUUGCAUUUGUGCCAGGGGUUAUGAAGUCCAUACUCCAAGAGUUGUGGAGUCCAUACACUAUGAGUGUGUACCUGUGAUCAUAUCAGAUAAUUAUGUGCCACCUUUCUUUGAGGUUUUCGACUGGGAAUCAUUUUCUGUCUUUGUUUUGGAGAAAGAUGUUCCAGACUUGAGAAACAUCCUUCUUUCAAUUCCCGAGGAGAAGUACAUGGAGAUGCAGCACAGGCUGAAGAUCGUUCAACAGUAUUUCCUUUGGCACAAAAGUCCUGUAAAGUAUGACUUGUUUCACAUGAUCCUUCACUCAAUUUGGUAUAACAGAGUAUUUCAGGUAAGAUCCAAAUAAGGAUGUCAAACGACCUCAGGAAUUUUUAUAUUGAGGGGCAUCCGUUGAAGCAAAUCCGGAUAAAGGACUUAGCAUAGAGUAUAGCAGAGGAAAUGUAGAUAUCCGAGAUGAUUUGAACGCUUGAAUGAUCAUAUCCGGCAUCAGAUAUGAUCUAAUUCUGUUUUAUGCAUGAAGAACGUUCCUGCCUGGUAACUGCUUAAGCCUUAAUUAGUGAAUUGCUAUUGUUGGCAAGCUGAACGUAGCACUCAGUGUUGAUGCCUGAUAGUAUCCUUCCUCUUUGCAGCCCCGUGCAUACUUGUAUAAUGCUCUGAUAGUUUACCAAUUGUUGCCAUAUACCUCUAUAAGAACUUCCUAGCUCUCUUCCUAAUGCAUUUUCCAUACUCCGCCAUUAUUCUCCCGAGUGGAAUGACACCCACAUUCUUUGCUAGCCUGAUAGUUCGAGCUUUGAUUCGUCUCUUUUCUCUUUUUCUCAAUAGUGUUCUUGCAUUAAUGCAUUCUAGAGCCGUUGACCUUAAAAUAUCGCAAUGGAAUUACGAUUUUUUUCUC